Messenger RNA from Bipolaris zeicola 26-R-13, 357 nucleotides. RefSeq lists its product as uncharacterized. Lineage: Eukaryota; Fungi; Ascomycota; Dothideomycetes; Pleosporales; Pleosporaceae. The record is from RefSeq and is a predicted model, not a curated record. The coding region runs from base 1 to 357 and encodes 118 amino acids. The transcript has a single exon.
AUGGCAACUCACGCGCAUCAUCAAGAUCAUCGUUCGAUUAGUCAUGUUGAGUGUCCUUCAAGUUUUCUUGACCUGCCUGUUUGGAACCUUUGUUUCCUCGACUAUGAAUUCGGAUGCUCGCGCACACACACACACACACACACACACACACACACACACACACACACACACACACACGCAAACAAGGGUGAGCUAUCGUGCAGGCUUGGACAAAAUCAAGCUAUACCAAGCACCGUCAAUGAACCAGAUUAUCGUUUCUGCUUUCUUUUUACCCCUCUUUCCUGCGUCUUUUUCGUCUUGAUUUUCCUUUUCGUACCUCAAGUCUGUGUGAUGGUCCUGAAAGUUUGGUUCUGGUGA